This is a messenger RNA of Cladophialophora carrionii CBS 160.54, 993 nucleotides long. RefSeq lists its product as uncharacterized. The transcript has a single exon. Bases 1 to 993 code for a protein of 330 amino acids. The record is from RefSeq and is a predicted model, not a curated record. Lineage: Eukaryota; Fungi; Ascomycota; Eurotiomycetes; Chaetothyriales; Herpotrichiellaceae.
AUGGCAGCUACAGUCACGGCACCCAGUCCCCAGGACCUCCCCGAGGAAGUUCGUGCAAUCCAAGGCUUCAUUCCCCAGCCCAUGCUGGGCUGGCUUCGCCAAACUCCCGCGGACACGCCAGUGGAGGAGAUUCGCCGCCGGCUGUUCGAGGACGAGUACGUCUUUGUGAAGGGUCUCCUGCCUCGCGACGAUGUGCUCAGGACGCGCGAGCACUACUUCUCGCAAUUCGAGUCCUUGAAGCUGUUAAAGCCCGGUACCGCAGCAGUCGAGGGCAUCUACAACUCGGCUGAAGAUCCUGCACUGCACAAUGGUAUCGGCGGUGGAGAGCCCACAGGGAACGACGAACUGCAGCGGCUUGUCGAGGCGCACGUCCAGCAGCCGUAUCUGGACUUCGUUGCCCAUGCAAAACUGCGUGGCAUGGUCCGCGAUCUCAUGCAAUGGGAGGAGGAGGUCCUGGUCAAGAGGACCAUGCUGCGUCACAACAUCCCUGGCGGGCAAAGCACCGGUGUCCAUUAUGACAAGCUCUUCCUUCGAGGCGGGGAUGCCUUCUUCCUUACAGCGUGGGUGCCGAUUGGUGACAUCAGGCCGCAGGGCGGCGGGUUGGUUUACCUAGAGGAGAGCACGAGGCUAGGGAAGGCCAUUGAGGACGACUUCUACGCCCGCGCGCAGAACUUCACCCUCGAGGAGAAGAUCUCGGCGUUUAACCGCAACAUGACCGCGACCGGCGUCCUGUCGAUGGACCCGAUGGUGUUUCAGCGAGACAAUGAGCAUUUGUCCCAGAAGACGAGGUUUCGCUGGCUCGUGGCCGACUACGAGGCCGGUGAUGUGGUCUUCCAUUUACCGUACACCAUCCACACCGCUGCUGCCAAUGACGAUCCUGGUGGCCGUAUCCGGCUGAGCACCGACUUGCGGUUCUACAGCAAGAAAGAUGUUGACGCGGGGGCGACGGAUGAGAGGUGGAAUAAAUACUGGACACCUGGUGACGGACUUUAG